UUCUGCAAUAUUUUGAAUCUUCUAUAUUCUAAUUUUGUUCGUUAUUGUAUGUAUAUACAAUGGAAAUGAAAAAUAAAUGCAUUCUAUGUGAUGGAGAAUUCAAACAUAUUAUAUACAAUCUGGCAUCGACCAGAACAAGAAUGUCAGGAAGCUUAGCACUAACUCUUAUUGAGGAAUUUACCGAAGAAAAAUUCAAAACAAAUUUGAAUAUAUGUGAAAAUUGUCUUGAACUCAUAAAUGAAUUAGAUGAAAUGAGGAUAAGAGUUGCUGAUAUCAGCAACGUACUGGGAAGAUAUAUUCAGAUACGAUCUGUUUCUUAUCGUGCAGCCAAAGAAAAAAUUGAAAGCAACUUGACUGAAUCAGAACUCAUUCAGUUUUGUGUAGAUGAUUCCAACUUAUCUGUAUUUGACAAACAUUUUGAAUCAAUUCAUGAUUAUAAUGAAAAACCAGAUCACACAAAUGACCUACAAAAUAAUGGAAAGGACGUUCUAUUUCAGAACAUAUCUCCUCUAGAACCAUCACCAGUCAUAAACAACGUAUUUGAAAGAGAAAUCAGCACUUCCAAAUUGAACGAAUGUGUUAAAGAAAAUAUCAAUAUUCCUGAGUUGAAACAUAAUCCAGGCACACACAACCCUUCAUUUGUCUGUGAAGUGUGUGGUAAAUCAUAUAAGCAUAAAAGAAAUUUUGAGAGUCACUCAAAACAACAUACAGGGUGCCCUACAUUUUCCUGUACUUAUUGUCAAAAGUUUUUUUUACAGAAAGGUGAUCUAAUUCGACAUGUUGCUAUUCACACUGGUGAAAAACUACAUCAAUGUGAAAAAUGUGGAAAACGAUUUACACAUCAUACUUCCUUCAAUAUGCACAUUAAAACACAUACUGGUAAAAAGACUCAUAAGUGCAACAUGUGUGAACGAGGAUUCACAAGUACUUCACAUUUGAAGCGACACAUUCGUAUGCACACAGGGGACAAAAAGUUUUCAUGUUCUAGAUGCGGUAAGCGUUUUGCAGAGAGAUAUAAUCUUGUUGCGCAUGAACAGCUACACAACUCCAAAUUGGAAUUGAAACGGAAGAAAUUUAGUUGUCACAUAUGUGGAGAGAGUUUUGAGAAAAAACAGAGAUUGGAAGAGCACAAAACAAAAGAGCACUUCUCUCUUGAUAUAAAUAUAUGUCAGAGUUGAGUCUCCGUUAUGAAAGAAAAAACGAGAAAAUCGAACAAGGCAGUAUUAGGAUCUUCAAGGAAGAACUUUGAUAGGAAAUCUCAGAGAAAUACCAGAGGAUAUUUCCGCCGAUUUUAUAUCCCAGUAUUCUUUAAUAUAUUUUGUAAUUUAUGUUUUGCACUGAUUAAACAAUAAAAUACUUUCACUUUA
Molecule: messenger RNA, 1367 nt
Organism: Leptinotarsa decemlineata (Colorado potato beetle)
Lineage: Eukaryota; Metazoa; Arthropoda; Insecta; Coleoptera; Chrysomelidae
Biological process (GO): regulation of transcription by RNA polymerase II
Cellular component (GO): nucleus
Molecular function (GO): DNA-binding transcription factor activity, RNA polymerase II-specific; RNA polymerase II transcription regulatory region sequence-specific DNA binding
Source: RefSeq, a predicted model, not a curated record